Messenger RNA from Juglans microcarpa x Juglans regia, 1482 nucleotides. RefSeq names its product eukaryotic translation initiation factor 3 subunit H. The record is from RefSeq and is a predicted model, not a curated record. Lineage: Eukaryota; Viridiplantae; Streptophyta; Magnoliopsida; Fagales; Juglandaceae. The transcript has 11 exons. Gene Ontology annotation, molecular function: translation initiation factor activity; metallopeptidase activity; protein binding. Gene Ontology annotation, cellular component: eukaryotic translation initiation factor 3 complex; cytoplasm; eukaryotic 43S preinitiation complex. The coding region runs from base 210 to 1223 and encodes 337 amino acids.
GCCCACGGUAGAAACUUAAGCCCAAUGAUAUAACCCAAGCAAAACGCAUCUGCCUCUCAAUCUCAACCCCUGCCGAAGCUAGGGUUUUUUCUUUCAAUCAAUUUUUCGCUCCCUCAUCCAUUCAGUAGGUUCUUGUUCUUCGGUGGGCUCUCAGAUACGAGAGAGAGGGAGCUUCCUUUACAUCCUCCUUACACUUGAAAUCCUUCGCCAUGGCUGCCCCUACGCCUAGGUCGUUCCUCCAAGUGGCAGCCACUGAGGAGGUUGCUUCUCCUCUCCUUGUUGUUCAGAUCGAGGGUCUGGCUAUCUUGAAGAUAAUCAAACACUGCAAGGAGUUCUCACCGGCUCUUGUUACGGGCCAACUUCUCGGGCUUGAUGUGGGCACCGUUCUUGAAGUUACCAACUGUUUCCCCUUCCCGAUUAGGGAAGAGGAUGAGGAAAACGAAGCCGAAGGUGCCAAUUACCAGCUCGAAAUGAUGAAAUGCUUGAGGGAGGUUAAUGUUGACAACAACACCGUUGGAUGGUACCAAUCAACCUUAUUAGGUUCUUUUCAGACAGUCGAAUUGAUUGAAACCUUCAUGAAUUAUCAGGAGAAUAUUAGACGCUGUGUCUGUAUUAUCUAUGAUCCGUCAAGGUCCAGUCAAGGCGUCUUAGCUCUCAAGGCUUUGAAGCUUUCUGAUUCAUUCAUGGAUCUUUACCGCAAUCACAAUUUUACUGGAGAGAAGUUGAGAGAGAAAAACUUAUCAUGGGUGGAUAUAUUUGAAGAAAUACCUAUCAAAGUUUCAAAUUCUGCCCUUGUCAGUGCCUUUAUGACAGAGCUAGAAGCAGAUACACCAGUUACCCAGUGUGAUUAUGAUCGGCUACAAUUAUCAACAAACCCAUUUAUGGAGAGGAAUAUGGAAUUUCUGAUUGAAUGCAUGGAUGAUUUGUCAAUGGAACAGCAAAAGUUCCAAUUCUACUACCGGAGCUUGUCUCGUCAGCAAGCCCAGCAGCAAGCAUGGCUUCAGAAGAGAAGGGCAGAGAAUGCGGCACGCAAAGCUGCUGGAGAAGAGCCAUUACCAGAGGAGGAUCCUUCAAAUCCCAUCUUUAAGCCAGUCCCUGAGCCUUCACGGUUGGAUAGCUUUCUUAUAACGAAUCAAGUCUCGAACUACUGCAACCAGAUUAAUGGGGUUGCGGGGCAGAACUUCAGUAGAUUGUAUAUGAUGAAGGCUUUGCAUGAGAAUUAAGGCAUCAUAGCUGGUGAAUUGUCCACUCGCAGUGCAUCGUGCACUUUUUUGGAAUUUAUCAUCGAAAGUUGCAUCAUAUUUGUUAUUUCUGAAUAGCAAUAUUAUGAAAUAGAGAAUUUCAAGAAGUUGAACCGCAGUCGGUUCCAAGACCUUGCUAAUAUAACAGUUCUAGCAGACACAUGUAUUUCUUUUCAUUUAUUUUUCCUUGUUCUUUAAUUUGUAGUCACUUCGUUGUAUUUCUAUGUGAGGAUUUUUUGAA